GUGAGAAUUCAGAGCCACACUCACUCUGCUCCAGCCUCCAUUAUUCCACUCUCAACUCAACUGACUUGGUCUCUGUCAUUCUUGAUUCCAUUUCAAUGACCCUCUUGUUCUUCACCCCAUCUCGCCACCCCACCACCACCACCACCUCCACCACUUCGUUCUCUAUCCUACGCCCUCCUCCUUCUCUCAACCCACUUCCAUCCUCCUCCUCCUCCUCCCUCUUCUUCUCCCCCACCUCCCCAUCAACACGACUUCCCCUCCACAUCCUCUACCGCCCCUCCUCCCUUCCCCUCCUCUCUCCUCCACGCGCCGCCGCCUCCUCCUCCGCCGCCGUCGAUUCCCUCUUGCAUGAUGCCUCAGCCACCGCCCUCGUUCUCGCCGGCGCCUACACUCUCGUCCUCUGCUUCGAUUAUCUCACCAAGCGAGACCUCCUCCAACAGAGUUUGAGCAGAAAAUUGGUCCACAUAUCAUCUGGGCUGCUCUUCAUGCUUUCCUGGCCAAUUUUCAGCACGUCAACAGAAGCUCGUUACUUUGCCACUGUGGUUCCUCUCAUUAAUGGCUUGAGGCUUCUUCUAAGCGGCCUCUCCUUGGUGCCCAAUGAAGGACUAGUCAAAUCUGUCACUCGAGAAGGAAACCCAGAAGAAUUACUUAGGGGACCGCUGUAUUAUGUUCUUGUACUGAUCUUUUGCGCCCUAGUGUUUUGGCGUGAGUCUCCGGUUGGAAUGAUCUGCUUAGCAAUGAUGUGUGGCGGUGAUGGUAUUGCUGAUAUCAUGGGCAGAAAAUUUGGGUCUAUAAAGAUCCCGUAUAAUCAAAAUAAGAGUUGGGCUGGGAGCAUCUCCAUGUUUGUUUUUGGGUCCUUGGUUUCCCUUGGGAUUCUUUACUAUUACUCAUAUUUGGGGUAUUUUAAUUUGAAUUGGACGCAGACGGUGCAAAAGGUUGCAUUUGUUUCUUUGGUGGCUACGGCAGUAGAAUCCCUUCCAAUUACAGAGGUAGUGGAUGACAAUAUAUCUGUUCCAUUAGCAAGUAUGGCAGCCGCAUAUCUAACUUUUUGUUUGUAGCUUUUCAUACUCAAAUUUCAUCCCUAAAUACUUAAAUCAUCCGAUUUUAAUUUCAAGAUCAGUUUGGUCCUCAUUUUAGUUAGCUUGUUGACAUAUGGGAAUCACUGGUUGCGCUGAUGAGACCUUGCUCAAUCUGUGACCAUGUGUUCAUCAAUUUUUGGAAUUUCUAAUGGUCAUCUUUCUUUAUUGAUGUUUUGACUGGAAUGC
Molecule: messenger RNA, 1265 nt
Organism: Argentina anserina (silverweed cinquefoil)
Lineage: Eukaryota; Viridiplantae; Streptophyta; Magnoliopsida; Rosales; Rosaceae
Product: phytol kinase 1, chloroplastic
Exons: 5
Coding region: 96-1058 (320 amino acids)
Biological process (GO): vitamin E biosynthetic process
Cellular component (GO): chloroplast
Molecular function (GO): phytol kinase activity
Source: RefSeq, a predicted model, not a curated record